Messenger RNA from Megalops cyprinoides (Indo-Pacific tarpon), 3732 nucleotides. RefSeq names its product integrin alpha-V-like. Gene Ontology annotation, biological process: cell adhesion mediated by integrin; cell-cell adhesion; integrin-mediated signaling pathway. The record is from RefSeq and is a predicted model, not a curated record. The transcript is spliced from 30 exons. Lineage: Eukaryota; Metazoa; Chordata; Actinopteri; Elopiformes; Megalopidae. Gene Ontology annotation, cellular component: integrin complex; external side of plasma membrane. Gene Ontology annotation, molecular function: integrin binding. The coding region runs from base 542 to 3679 and encodes 1045 amino acids.
UCCGCAUCGUUCCUGCUGUCAUAUCUGUUGACCUACUGUAUGUAGCUAGAUCCUAAAUUAUUUCGAGCUCAGAAACAUCCCGAGUAAUUCCGCGUCGGCUAGUUUUCCAUUGAUAAAAAUGGAUUGCGGAAGUUUGUGUUUGGUUUGAGGUUUAGAAUCUGUCUUACUUCCUGUAAUGGGGUUAGCUAACAAGAUUUGCAAUUUUCCUGCGUCUUCUCAUUGAGCUCAAUAUAGCCUCAGUCCGUAAAGAUUUUCAGAUGAUUUAAGAAGCUCAGAGGAGAGCAUUUCGUUUAUUAAUUGCAAGUAUGUGAUACUAUAGAAGUGGCCAGCUAAAAUGGCUGUUUGCUGUGUGUCAUCCUGGCGGAGUUAUGCAUCCAUGGUCUGGGAGUGUGAAAUUAUCGUGGGUCAGUAAAUACGCUCGCAAGCAGGCAUAGUGACUGGACUGCUUCAUAACUACUGCUCACUGCGUUUUUAGCGGCAUUGUCAACAUCAACGCUGUGCUGCGACGCUAUCCGAAGUCUGCGCUUAUCUGUCUUCCAGCAUGGAGAAACGUCGCAAACUUUUCUCAGUACUGACUCUUAUCUCGUCGUGCGUGAAUUGCGGACUUUUUUUCAAUUUGGAUAUCGACAAGCCAUCCGUUUACUCUGGCCCAGGAGGGAGUUAUUUUGGAUUUUCAGUGGAUUUUUUCAAACCCGAUGACAUAGAAUCAAACAUCCUAAUAGGCGCUCCCAGAGCCAACACGUCGGUGUCGGCGGUCCUGGAGUCGGGAGCGGUGUACAGCUGCCCCUGGCGAAGCAGCUCGGGCUGCCGGCAGAUACAGUUUGAUAACACAGAUGAGCGGACCGACCCGAAAGGGGAGCAGAUGGAGUUUAAGUCCAAGCAGUGGUUUGGGGCCACAGUGCGUUCAGAUGGUGAACACAUACUGGCAUGUGCUCCGCUUUACCAGUGGAGUACGUUCACGUUCACAGAGAGGGAACCUGUGGGAACCUGCUUUCUGAAGAAAGGAGGAGAUGUAGUGGAAUACUCUCCCUGUCGGACAGCUUCAAACACUCCGGAAGGACAAGGCUUCUGCCAGGCAGGAUUCAGCGCUGACUUUGUGAAAAAUAACAGAGUUGUGGUUGGAGGCCCUGGAAGCUUUUAUUGGCAAGGACAACUGAUCUCCGAUGACAUUUCUGAAAUUAUCAGCCGGUACAAUAAAAAAUUCUACACCCCUUAUGGCAACCAGCUGUCCACCAAGCCAGCCAGCGCUCAGUUUGAUGACAGCUAUUUGGGUUACUCUGUGACUGUGGGGGACUUCAAUGGAGACGGAGAUGACGAUUAUAUCACAGGGGUUCCAAGAGGACAGAAAGCCCUUGGUUAUGUGAACAUUUUCAACGGAAAGAACAUGGAGUCCAUGGUCAAUUUCACCGGAAUGCAGAUGGCUGCUUAUUUUGGCCAUUCCGUGGCAGCAGUGGACAUCAAUAAUGACGGAGCGGUCGACCUCUUCGUGGGCGCGCCUCUCUUCAUGGAUCGCGGCUCGGACGGGAAGCUGCGGGAGGUGGGCCAGGUGUACGUGUACCUGGGGAAGGGGGGGUUCUCCUUCCACCCCCCACAGAGGCUGACGGGCUCCGAGAUCUACUCCCGCUACGGCAGCUCCCUUGCCCCGCUGGGAGACUUAGACAUGGACGGCUUCAACGACAUCGCCAUCGCAGCCCCCUACGGAGGCCCGGAGCGCCGGGGUCUGGUGUACAUCCACAACGGCAGGGCGUCGGGUCCCGACCCGGCGGCGUCCCAGGUGCUGGAGGGGAAGUGGGCUGCCAGCUCCAUGCCCCCCAGCUUCGGUUACGCCAUGCAUGGUGCCACCGACGUCGACCUCAACGGCUACCCAGACUUGAUUGUUGGUGCUUUUGGAGCAGACAAAGCUGUUCUAUACAGGGCUCGGCCGGUCAUCAGUGUGAACGCCACCCUGGACGUCAGCCCCCAGAUCCUGAACCCGGAGGAUAAGCGCUGUGCUCUGCCUGGCACCUCCUCCUCUGUGUCCUGUUUUAAAGUGAAGUACUGCCUGAAGGCCAGUGGAAAGGGGGCUCCUUCAGCACUGCACUUCCAGGUGGAGCUGGUGCUGGACAGGCUCAAACACAAGGGGGCGAUAAAGAGAGUUCUGUUCCUGCACAGCAGGCUGUCUCAGUAUGCCAAGAACAUGACGGUCAGCAACGACAGGGGCCCGGCCUGCGAGGAGCUGGAGGCCUUCUUAAUCGAUGACUCUGAGUUCAGGGAUAAGAUCACGCCCAUCACCAUCUUUAUGGGGUACAGUUUGGACUACAAAACCGCCGCUGAUCGGACCGGACUGCUGCCCAUCCUGGACCAGUUCACCCCCGCCAACGUGUCCAAGCAGGCCCACAUCUUGCUUGACUGCGGGGACGACAACAUCUGCAAGCCUGACCUGAAGCUGUCCGUCGUGAGCAGCCAGAAGCAGAUCUACAUCGGCGACGACAACCCGCUGACGCUGGAGGUCACGGCGGAGAAUGGCGGGGAGGGCGCCUACGAGGCCGAGCUCAACGUCCUUAUGCCCCCCCAGGCCGACUUCAUCGGGGUGGUGCGCAACAGCGAGACGCUGUCUAGACUGUCCUGUGCUUACAAGCGAGAGAACCAGACCCGCAUGGUGGUGUGUGACCUGGGGAACCCCAUGAAGGGGGGGACUAAACUGCUGGCCGGACUGCGCUUCAGCGUGCACCAGCUGUCUGAGCAGGACACUUCUGUCAAGUUCGACCUGCAGAUCCAGAGUUCCAACCAGUUUAAUAAUACCAGCAGUUUGGUGUCCAGCAUCACACAGCUUGCAGUUUUAGCCAAAGUGGAGAUUCGAGGAGUGUCCGCUCCUGACCAGGUCUUCCUGCCCAUCGCUAACUGGCUGCCGAAAGAGAACCCCGUUCUGGAGGACGACAUCGGCCCCCUGGUGCAGCACAUCUACGAGCUCCGAAACAACGGUCCGAGCACGUUCAGCAAGGCCAUCCUGGACAUCAAGUGGCCCUACAAGUUCCGCAACGGCUCCCUGCUCUACAUCACCCAGUACGAGGUGGACGGGCCCAUGAGGUGCAGCACGGACGUGGAGAUCAACCCGCUCAACGUCUCUAAUCCCAGAGCUGUGAGGAAUACUACGGCAGUAAGGAGAGACAGGACGGAUGGCCGAAGCCACAGUCACGUACACCGCCGGGACCUGGAGGAGAAGCAGAAGCAGCUGGAGGGAGACCUGGAGACUCUGGACUGCGUGAAAGCCGAGUGUCUGAAAAUCAAGUGCCAGGUGGGGCGUCUGGAGAGGGGCAAAAGUGCCAUCCUGUUUAUCCGCGCCAGGCUGGGCGUGGCCACCUUCCUGGCGGCUGAGAGCCAGAACCACUCGUACAUGGUGAGGUCCAUGGCCUCCUUCAGUGUCAUAGAAAUGCCCUAUACAAAGCUGGUGUCAGAGCUCCCGGCCAACUCCACAGUGGUGAACACGGCCGUGAUCUGGGUCAAGACGGACUCCAAGCAGCCCGUUCCCGGGUGGGUCAUCGCCCUGGCCGUUCUGGCGGGACUCCUACUGCUGGCCCUGCUGAUCUUCGUUAUGUACAAGAUGGGCUUUUUCAAGCGCGUGCGCCCCCCCCAGGAGGACUGCAUAGAGAAGGAGCAGCUGCAGCCACACGAGAACGGAGAGGGGAACACGGAGGCCUGACGGCUCCUGCGGGCGCCGCCAUCUCGUCCCCCUCGCUGCCGCUCUGAGGUGCG